UGGGGUCACCGUAGCCCAUGAAGCGGAUUACAGAAAUGGUCAGUGAGCAGGUGAGUCUGUAAAUCCCGCCCUCGGCCCUCGGGUGGGAUGGUGUCCGGCUGAAGCCUCUUUGGUGGAGCUCCCUAGCGCCAGAGGUUUUAAUCAAACAUGAGGGCGAGCCGCAGCAAACUCAGCUUACUGCGUGUCUUCGUGCUGUCCUCUUUUAUCUACCUGUUGUGCUCCACCGGUACCGGACACGGUGCUAUGCCCCAAAACAAAAUGGCCGCCCCUAACCACACGUUGAGGCGCAGCCUCAGGAGCUACCAAAGCGCGAGGCUGACGGGCGCUCAGCACCACCGACCGUUAACGGACGAGCAGAAGGCGGACCAGAACCUGCAGUUUAUGUUGAGUUUGUACCGGAGCGCUGCUGAACCGGACGGCAGGCCCAAACAGCACCGAAAGUUUGGCUCCAACACCGUGAGGUUGCUGAGGCCAACGGCGUCUUCAGUGAACUACCUGCCGGCGUCAAGAGAUCAUCACUACAGCUUCACAGUACAGUACAACCUCGACACUCUUCCCUCAGAGAGGCUGAUCAGAGCCUCGUUCAUCCACCUUCGCUCCUCAGCCUCCAGCAGCCCACCUUUCACUCCACCCCGCUGCAAGGCUCAGAUCACCUCACUGGGCAAAGACAGCCUGGUCACCCUGGAGCCCCACGAGCAGUGGACAGCGACGGAUAUAACUGCACACAUCCAGCAAGGGAAGAACCAGGGCAAGGGAGGACAUUUAACACUCACUGCCCAGUACUGGUGCACAGAGCCUGGGUAUGAUGAUGGGGACAGCAGCCUCUUCAGAUGGUGGACUAGGGGAAGGAAAAGAUGGAGAGGUGAGCCUCAUGUUGAGGUGCCGUCUCUGCUUUUAUACCUGGAGGAGGAGCGGGAGGGGAAGGACUGGAUGGAGGACCUGCUGGGGGCUGAAGGAGAAAAUAUCAUGAGACAAAUGCGACCAUGGAAUCCUCCUCAACGAAGGCAACGCCGCUCCAAAGACCCCCAAUCAUCGGAGUCCAAAGAUCCUUUACUAGACGCUCUGAAAAAAGCUCCAUCUUCCUCCUCUUUGUCGUUCUCUACCUCCCCCUCUGCCUCCAUUCUUGCCAAAAUCCCCAACUACAAACAAAAAACUAGCAUGCCAAAGAACCGCUGCAAGCUCCACUCGUUCCGCCUCUCCUUCGACGAGCUGGGCUGGGGUCAAUACUUCAUUGCUCCGCCGGUGUACAACCCUCGCUUCUGUAAAGGGAGCUGCCCCAGGGUGCUCCACUACGGCUACCACUCGCCGCACCAUGCCAUCAUCCAGACGGUCAUUAACGACCUGGGUGUCGGGGGCGUCCCGCCUCCAUCUUGCGUGCCCUACAAGUACAUGCCGAUGAGCGUGCUGGUCAUGGACAAGAAGAAAGUGGAGUACAGGGAGCUGGAGGACAUGGUGGCUGAGUCGUGCACGUGUCGCUGAGGACUUGAGGAAACGACAGUGGAGACUUGCCGGGUGUUUGAUCUACAGCUCAGCGGUGAACCACAAUGAACUGGAGACUGGAAGGAGGAAGCUUCUUGUGGUUUUAGACCUUCACCAUCUCUGUUAAAGCACUUUAGAAUGAGGCCUGUGAGGAACUAUGGGUUGCACAGAUGGAAAGAUAUGUCUGUAUACAGUUAAUUAUUUCAAGGAAUUGUUCUCUAAGCUGUUGAAAGCACUGUUCAGAUUGGUAAAUGUGCUGUUUGAGGAUUUUCCCUCUGAGAUCAGAAGCAUUUGAAAGCAUUAAGGGGUAGUUUAGUGACCUUAAAGAGGAUAUUUAACCAAGCAAGACAUACUUUACAAACAAAUUUAAUAGACUUUGACAUUACCUUGGUGGAAAGGGCUAAAUAACAGGGGUUACUUUUAAAGAAAUCAUAUGUACCUAAUAGAAAAUAAAAGGUUAGUUUCUAGUGAAUUGAAUAAAAACUUAAAUAAAUAAAACCGGCAUAGAACCCAUCUUAAAAAUCGGACCUCAAACCAAAGCAUCCAAUUGUUUUCAUUUUCACUCUUUUUAAAAACCUGAUCCAUAUUUUGCAUCAUGUCUUAGAAACUUUAAAGAAUCCAGCUACAUAUUGGCACUUUUAAGGCCAUAGUAAGAAAUCAAAGCUAUAAAAUAAACCAGUUUUAACAGAAGAGGGGUUGAGUGAUGUUAAUGCAACUAGAAAGGCCUUGUGAAGACAUAUUUCUGCUGUUUAUGGUGUAAACUUUUGCAUUUUGUACGUAUUUAUAAAAGGAGAGCUCUCGCAUUAAAAAGAUGCUGCUACUGGCUCGUCUUAGAAAGAAAAGGAUAAAGAAGUAGUGGGAAAUCAAUGAAUGCUACAGAAAGAAAUGGAUGACUUGUUAUCAUGAAAAAUAAUGCAAUUUUAUUAUGAGUGGAAAUGGAUAAUAAAAUAAAUGCAUGUUAUCUAAAACCUAA
Cheilinus undulatus (humphead wrasse) is the source of this 2452-nucleotide messenger RNA. RefSeq names its product bone morphogenetic protein 15 (gene bmp15). The transcript has 2 exons. Gene Ontology annotation, cellular component: extracellular region. Gene Ontology annotation, molecular function: cytokine activity; growth factor activity. Lineage: Eukaryota; Metazoa; Chordata; Actinopteri; Labriformes; Labridae. Gene Ontology annotation, biological process: BMP signaling pathway; SMAD protein signal transduction. The coding region runs from base 148 to 1479 and encodes 443 amino acids. The record is from RefSeq and is a predicted model, not a curated record.